AUGACGUCCCGCUCGCUCGCCGCCGCCGCCGGCGACACGGUGGCGCUCCACGCCGAGGCGUCGUCUUCCUCGGACGGCGGCGGCCGGGAGGCCGCCCCGCCCCCGCGCCGCCGCGGGCGCCAGGCGGCGGUGGCGGCCACCGCGCUGGCCGCGCUCGCCCUCCUCGCGGCCGCGGCGGCCACGGGCCGCUCGGCUCGCGGCGGCGGCCGCGGCGGCGCCCGGCUCGGGCGCGGAGGGGCGCAGGAGGUCGUGGCCCUGCAGGAGGAGAAUAGCUCCCGGCCGCCAAGCCAGGCGGACGUGCAGGCCCUGGCGGACAACGUCGCCGAGCUCCAGAACGCGAUAACCGACGUGCUGAGCCGCGUGCCCGUCACCAUGGGCGUCAGCCCCCUGCUGAUGCCCGUGCCCGCCCCCCCGCCGGUGAAGCUGGCGCCCCUCGGCCCAGGGUGGAAGUACUGCGGCUCCCUGGCGAUCCCGCAGAAUGCGACGUGCUGCAACGGCAUCGCCGGCGGCCCCUUCGCCACCUGCUGCGCAGGGGCGCUCGUCUGCGCCAAGGGCAGCCAGUGCUGCGGGAGCAUCUGCUGCGGCCCCGAGGCCAUCUGCUGCAACGGCAUCUGCGGCGCCCCGAACGGGAAUUGCACGCAGGGCAUCGUCCUGGCGCCCGUGAUCAGGCCCACGCAGAGCCCGCGGAGCAACUCGUCGAGCGUCUAG
This is a messenger RNA of Prorocentrum cordatum, 708 nucleotides long. NCBI's taxonomy places the organism in Eukaryota, Dinophyceae, Prorocentrales, Prorocentraceae. The record is from the annotation of a GenBank genome assembly.